AUGUCUGAUAAUAAGUUGACUACCAGUGCGGGAGCAGCUUCGGUAGAUAAUAGUGGCAAACAAGUAGUAAUAGCACCGGUAGUCUAUAAUAGUGUUUCAUUUGCUAAAAACAAUAUUAAUAAUAAUAAUACCGCUAAUACUGGUAGCAGUAGUAAUCAACCGCUCAGACGACUGUCCAUAAGUGACCAAAAUUUUGCUAAUUUAGUCGAUAAAAAUAAUGUUUAUAAUACUAAUAAUACAAUUAUUGAUAGCAAUGAGGAGGACAGCCAUCAUCAUCAGGAAAAGACUAUUAUAAUACCUAUGCGUGUUAGUCCACCCCUACUAAAUGAUGACCAACAAUACAGUAAUGGAUUUGCCAGCAAUCGUGUGGCACCAAUGCCUACUACUCAAACUACCGGUGCCUACACUAAUAACAGCAGCACCGGUAUUUAUGAUAAACAUGUAGCUUCAGUACAGCCAUCAGCACCGCAACCGCCGACAGUUAACUCAAUAGUGGUGGCGUCCAUAUCUCCGGAUGCGCACCACAAUCAAUCACUACAAGCACCGGCAUUGCCGGCCAAACAGUUCAGUAUUGACGACAACGAUGAUGGCCAACAAAAAGGAUCGGUAGCUAAACGUGACUUUGAAGUACUCUGGCAUAACCUGAGCUUUACUAUAGCCCGUAGGCCAUUGUUUGCCAAAAAGUUGUCGCGACCGACAAUAUUGCAUAACCUGAACGGCUAUUUCCGUAGCGGUGAAGUAACAGCUAUUAUGGGACCAUCCGGUGCCGGAAAGUCCACAUUAUUGGAGAUUAUAAGCGGUCGUCGCAAACACGGUGUCGAUGGUAUAGUUCAAGUAAGAGGUGGUACUGACGACAUAAAAGUCAGUUUUGUACCGCAAGACAACUAUCUGAUGGAAUUGUUGACCGUUAGGGAAACCUUUCAGUUUGCCUCCCGUCUCAUCAAUCAUUGGCAAUCAACAGAUUAUCAUCGAUCAGUUGCCGACAAACUAAUGGAAAGGUUUGGUCUGGAAAAAAUAGCCGACACUAAAGCCAAACGUUGUUCGGGCGGUCAACGCAAACGGCUGUCCAUUGCACUGGAAGUCAUCAGUAAACCGAAUAUCCUAAUACUUGAUGAACCGACUACUGGUUUGGAUAGUCCGUCGUCUAAGCAAGUGAUGGAAAUUAUGCACGAAUUGGCCGCCAAUCGAUACAAUCCGGUAGCCAUUGUGGCCACUAUUCAUCAGCCGUCGGUCGCUUUGUUCAAUAAGUUUAACCGAACCUAUAUAUUGACCAACAAUGGAAAGUGUAUCUAUCAGGGAACACCACGUCAAUUGGUGCCAACAAUGACCAGACUGGGCAUACAAGUGGACACACAUACAUCACCGUCCGAUUAUAUAAUUGAAUUAGCGGCCGGCGAUUAUGGGCCCGAACCUGCCCUACGUAUGGUUAGCGAUGCCCAGACCAAGGACUUGGAUCACUUGGUCACCGACAGCUCUACCCAUCCGUUGUGGACGACCAUGCGCCACUAUAGCUAUCCAUUUAUCAAGCACCUGGCGAUACUGCUAGAGCGCAGUCAAUUGAUUAUCUAUAGGGAUCCGUUUCUGACGUUUCUGCGCAUAUUUAUGGCCAUAUUUUCGGCCAUAGGUCUAUCGAUAUUGUUUGGCCGCGAAAUCGGUAAAGUGUCCGGUUGUGCUCCCCGUCCACUACAGCUCUACUCUAUACCCGUACAUGAGUUAACCAAAAAAUUUGAACACGAUUUGGAUUCACUGAUGCAAAAUGUUUGCCUACUGUUCCUCGGAAUUAUGGUUGGCUUCCUAUCGGGACUGUCGCCAACACUACUCAACUUUCCCAAAGAGAUGCACGUAUUUCAUAAAGAGUAUCAUAACAAUUGGUACUCUUGUAUUACCUAUUAUACGGCCAAAAUGAUUUCAGACCUACCGUUACAGAUAAUCACACCAUUAAUCUACAUAAGUAUAACCUACUGGUGGAGUAACCAACCGGCCGAAAUCAAUCGCUUUAUAAUACUGAAUACCAUAGCCAUACUCCUGAGCCUACUGGCCCAGUCACUGGGCGAAUGCUGUUCGGCCAUCUAUAUGGACAACCAGAAUGCUGCCGUAUUUGCCGGCGGACUACUACCCCUACCAAUGAUAUUGUUUGGCGGUUUUCUGGCCCGUAUCGACCGUAUGCCAGCCUAUAUGCGUCCGGCAUCGUGGCUAUCGUUCCUCCGAUUUGCCUUCGAAGCGAUGCUCAUAUCGACGUUCGGUUUGAACCGAUGUCUGUACGACUAUCGCCAGUUCCUCGACACACACAAUGUUACAACCAUUAGAAAACCCCUGUGGGCUAAAGCCUAUCCGAUUAUAACAUCCUAUGUCGAUCAGCUCCGGGGUAGAGAUACACCAUUGUUUCUGGAUGAACACGACGAGGACGAGUAUAAUUUGCAGCGCAUGUAUCGUGUGUUUGGCGGUUCACUAGUCAAAGAUGAAAACGGUAUCAAUUUGGACCGAUCACUGAUCCUAGCGUUUUACGAUCUAAGCGAUAACUAUAUAUAUCUGGCACUGGGCAUCCUAGUGUUUUAUAUGGUUGCCCUCAAAGUGCUAACCUAUUUUAUUGUACUCUAUAAAUUACAUGUUACCAAAUAA
This is a messenger RNA of Oppia nitens, 2619 nucleotides long. Its product is annotated as ATP-binding cassette sub-family G member 1-like. Lineage: Eukaryota; Metazoa; Arthropoda; Arachnida; Sarcoptiformes; Oppiidae. The record is from RefSeq and is a predicted model, not a curated record. The transcript has 4 exons. Gene Ontology annotation, cellular component: plasma membrane. Bases 1 to 2619 code for a protein of 872 amino acids. Gene Ontology annotation, molecular function: ATP binding; ABC-type transporter activity; ATP hydrolysis activity.